Molecule: messenger RNA, 2561 nt
Organism: Linum tenue
Lineage: Eukaryota; Viridiplantae; Streptophyta; Magnoliopsida; Malpighiales; Linaceae
Source: the annotation of a GenBank genome assembly
CCAUUUCCUGCUGAGAAGAAAUGAAGAAGAUCGCCCUUGUGUAAGCUGUUCUCCUUUCCCUGACAGUAAAGGAAUGGCCUUCGAGCUCACAAUCUGCUGCUAAUGGGGUCAGCUUCGCUUGCUACAGCUAUGGCGCUGAAACUGCUUCAAAUCCCGUUUCCGAUUUCAGCUCCGCCGGCGUCGAACCCGUCUUUAAACCCAAACCCGGCAUCGUCCACGCCCCACCACCGCCCUUCCACGGAGCUCCGCUUCUCCCGGUGGAACAACGCGAACGCUCGAGAAUUCGAGGAGCGCCGGCGCUCGGUGAAGGAAAUCGAGGACGACAUCCGCCGCGCCCGUCGCUUCAAUUCCGCCGACAACAUCGUCGACACUUACGACCCGACUGCCGCAGCCCGCGCCGGACCUAAUGCCGGGAGCAAUUUCAGGUCCACGGGGACGCCUUCGUCGCCCUCAAGGUCGUCGAUACCCGGUCGGAGAUCCAAAUACUCCAAACCCGAAGAUCCGAAGACCGCUCAACACCCGGCUUUCCGCCGGGUUGCGAAGGUCUCCAAACGGCCGCAACCCGUCGACCGGAAGGCCGACGUCAAGCUCAGCGAAGAUGGGCUGUCUUACGUUAUCGACGGCGCGCCGUUCGAGUUCAAGUACAGCUACACGGAGGCGCCGAAGACGAAGCCGCUGAAGUUACGGGAGCCUCCGUUCUCGCCGUUUGGGCCGGUCACGAUGCCUCGGCCGUGGACCGGAAGAGCGCCGCUGCCGCCAAGUAAGAAGAAGUUGAAGGAAUUCGAUUCGUUUCAGCCGCCGCCGCCGGGUAAGAAAGGGAUAAAGUCGGUUCAAGCACCCGGCCCGUUUCAGCCCGGGACGGGUCCUAGGUAUGUGAAUACACGGGAUGAGAUAUUGGGGGAGCCAUUGACGAAGGAGGAGAUUAAGGCUUUGGUUGAAGGUUGCAUCAAGGCGAAGCGGCAAUUGAAUAUGGGAAGAGAUGGUCUUACACACAACAUGCUUGACAACAUACAUGCUCACUGGAAGCGCCGGAGGGUCUGCAAGGUCAAAUGCAAAGGAGUUUGCACUGUUGAUUUGGACAAUGUCUGCGAAGAACUCGAGGAAAGGACUGGAGGGAAGAUCAUAUACAAGAAAGGAGGAGUGCUGUAUCUUUUCAGAGGCAGAAACUAUAACUACAGAACUCGACCACACUUCCCACUCAUGUUGUGGAAGCCACACGCUCCUGUGUAUCCAAGGCUGAUCCAACAAACUCCAGAUGGCCUAACACUAGAUGAAGCCUCCGAGAUGCGCAAAAAAGGCCGGAAUUUGGUACCCAUUUGCAAACUAGGGAAAAAUGGUGUGUAUGCUAAGCUGGCUGAUAACGUCAGGGAAGCAUUUGAAGAGUGUGAAUUGGUCAGAAUCAAUUGUCAAGGGAUGAAUGGAAGCGACUUCAGGAAAAUUGGCGCCAAGUUAAGGGACAUCGUUCCAUGUGUGUUGAUUUCAUUUGAAAGUGAGCAUAUUCUUAUGUGGAGGGGAAGGGACUGGAAGUCCUCCCUCACUAAACCAACUCGUACGAUUGAGCAAAACGAAGGUUCAUCUUCUGUUAUGCCAGAACUAGAAGACUUGGAAGUACUGCAAAUGAAUAGCACCUCUCAAUUGGAAUCCACAGAGAGCCCUAACUUGUCUCUCAUAGCAUCUGAAGAACAAGCAGAAAUUACUUCUAGUGCAGAAACUUUUGUGCCAUUAAUUGCUGGCAGUUCUGUUGCCACGGAAUCCGAAGCUACAACAAUCCACACCAACAGUCACGAAACGUCGUCAGGGAUCAAGAUUUCUGCAGAUGUGCAAGUUUAUGAAAGCGAAACCACUUCACUUGAUCCAAAGAGUGAUACAGACAAUGAAGAGAAAACUAUGAUUGCUCAACAUACCAUAGAAGCAGCAUUGACUGAUGAUACCAUCCAUGGAAAUGAAGUACCAAAUCAAGAAAGCUUGGAACAAGGCAUCUCAGAAGAAACCAUCCACCACCAUCCCAGUGAACCGACGAGCUUGAGCUUGCCGUGCCUACAGGGAGUUGUACGUCUACUGAACCAAGCAGUUGAAAACGAAGCAGCAAUUUCGUUGGACAGCAAGGAGUUGGAUGCUGACAACGUCUACAAGAGAACGGUUGCCUUCUCCCGGUCAGCUCCACCGGGUCCUGUGUUCCAGUACAGGCGGCGGAGGAGGAAGGAAGAAGUGGAGCCGACGGAGGACAAUGCAGAGAAUGAAGAAAGGUCGGAUGAUUCAGAGGCUGUAGAAUUUGCUCCACCAGCAGUUUUUGUGAAGAGAGGAGGGAUUGAGAGGAAAAGUUCAGGACUUGGGAGAAGAAGGAAAGGAAUGGAUGAACAGUUUGAGUUAGUGGGUGGUGCUGUUCAGGGAAGCUUGGGGGUUGAUGAACUUGCUCGGCUGCUAGCAUAAUAAGAGCUUUCUUGGGUUCCAAGUUUAUGUGUCUGUACUGUACUACAAUUCUGGUUGAAUUAAAAAGAGAAAUCCAUGGAAAUUAUUCAAUAUCUAUUCUUUUGUAGUAAAAUUAUCCGAAAUUUCCACAC